CAACCCAUGAUGGGAGCUCAAAUGGGUGCACAACCAAUGAUGGGAGCACAGCCCAUGAUGGGUAACCAACCAAUGGGAGGUCAGCCUAUGAUGGGAAAUCAACCAAUGGGAGGUCAGCCUAUGCUGGGCAACCAACCAAUGGGAGGCCAGCCUAUGAUGGGCAACCAACCAAUGGGAGGCCAACAAAUGAUGGGGAUGCAGCCUCAGUUGAACAUGUCACAACCUAUGGGUGGAAUGCAGCAGCAACAACAGGGAAGCACAUCCGGACCAACUGCAACUACACCAUCAAAGAAGGAUAUGUGGAGUGAGUCUAGCAGUAAAGUUAACAUCAGCUUAGAUGCCCUGAGUCCCGUCAACAAGUACCAGAAACAACAAUCUCCAAGCAUGAACCAACUCCAGCAGCAGCAAAGCAUGGACUACUACCAAAUGCCUGGGUAUAUGUAUUCGCAAGCACAAGGUGCAGCUCAAGGAACUCCUAACAUGUAUCCUCAUAACAUGAUGCCAGGUCAAGGUCAGAUGGGUGGUGUCCCCCAAGGUCAAGGUCAGAUGGGUGGUAUCACCCAAGGCAUGGCCCAGAUGAAUAUGGGCCAGCAGCAGCCUGGCAUGAUGCCACAGGGCAUGGGCAUGCAACAGCCAAAUAUGGGCAUGAUGGGUAUGCAGCAGCAACCAAUGGGAAUGCAGCAAAACACCAUGAGCCAACAGGCAACACUACAACAGACACAAAGGACUAACGCUGCUUUCAGUAGCUUUGGCAACUUUGGAAAGUGAAACAUUCCGUAAAUUGUUUUAGUUGAUUAAACAGAAAUAAAAUUUACUUCAAGGCCUAUAUGUGUGAUUGCAAUAUUGAAUGUUUGCCUAAGCCAGAGACAUUAAUGGAUCUUUUGACUUGGAGGAAAACAUUUAAAAAAUCUCUGUUGUCAGAGAUAGCAGUACUGAACUAAAAUAAAGCCAUACUGUAUAUACGGGGUGACCCAAAAAACCUGAACCUACAAAUCUUUGAAUAAAGGAUUAGGAUUCUGUUUUUUGGGUCACCCUGUAUUUACAGCUGUAGAGACAUAGUAGAUCUGUUUAUACUUGUGAGGUUUUAUUUUAAAAUGUGCU
This is a messenger RNA of Owenia fusiformis, 1101 nucleotides long. The record is from the annotation of a GenBank genome assembly. Lineage: Eukaryota; Metazoa; Annelida; Polychaeta; Sabellida; Oweniidae.